CGGUGUUGAACGCGGAAGUAGCAAACUAGCACGUUGGGGUACUUCAUGAACUAAUAUUUAGCACAGCCAGGUGAGAGCAGAGCAGAUAGCACCAACAUGUCUUACAGCGCAAAGAUAGGCCCGUCCAUCCUCAGCAGUGACCUGGCCUGCCUGGGCACUGAAUGUGUCCGAAUGAUGGAGUGCGGGGCUGACUUCCUGCACCUCGACAUUAUGGACGGUCAUUUUGUACCCAACAUCACGUUCGGUCAUCCCAUGGUGGAGUGCCUGAGGAACUGUGUGGGGCCGGGCCCUUUCUUUGACAUGCACAUGAUGGUAUCAAGGCCAGAGCAGUGGGUGAAACCCAUGGCAGCAGCAGGAGCCAAUCAGUACACAUUCCACCUAGAGGCCACCACCAAUGCUGGAAACCUCAUCAAGGAGAUCAGAGAGAGCGGCAUGAAGGUGGGCCUGGCCAUAAAGCCUGGGACUACAGUAGAGGAGUUGGCCCCGUGGGCUGGACAGAUCAACAUGGCUUUGGUCAUGACUGUGGAGCCUGGCUUCGGAGGCCAGAAGUUCAUGGAGGACAUGAUGCCCAAGGUGAGCUGGCUGAGGAGUCAGUUUCCCUCUCUGGACAUUGAGGUGGACGGAGGAGUGGGUCCUUCUACCAUCCAUAAGUGUGCUGAGGCAGGCGCUAACAUGAUUGUGUCGGGCAGUGCUGUGGUAAGCAGUGACGACCCUCGCUCUGUCAUCGCAAUGCUGCGCACCGCCGUCUCGGAGGCCAUCCAGAAACGCUCGCUGGACCGCUGACACGCCAACCCCUGCCUGGAGAUCACUACAGUAAUGCCUCCCACCAGACCGCCAUAGCAACAUGCUACUACACCCUAAAGAAGGACAGUCAAAGGAUGUUUCUCUGGUGGUCAGGGAGAGGUAGGAUGGGUGAAGAAGGGGUGUGCCGAUGUCACAGGUUGAUCCAGUGAGGCUGCGCCCCUUACCCUGAAUACCCCAGAACAUCAGAACCAACCCCAGUCACCUCAAAGCUCCACACUCAGCCAAGAUUACUACUCAACCCCAAACAGUUUACCCACCUACCAGCUUAGGCCUGUGAGUGGAACAGUGGUUAUGUUGACUUCAAACAAUAAUUCUAAACAUUCCUGAAUAUAUUUGGAAUACUGUUAUGUUGAAAACAAUUUUAAGUAACCUCCCGAGUGGCGCAGUGGUCUAAGGCAGUGCAUCGCAGUGCUAGCUGUGCCACUAGAGAUCCUGGUUUGAA
This is a messenger RNA of Coregonus clupeaformis (lake whitefish), 1246 nucleotides long. Its product is annotated as ribulose-phosphate 3-epimerase. The transcript has 6 exons. Gene Ontology annotation, molecular function: metal ion binding; D-ribulose-phosphate 3-epimerase activity. Gene Ontology annotation, biological process: carbohydrate metabolic process; pentose-phosphate shunt; pentose-phosphate shunt, non-oxidative branch. The record is from RefSeq and is a predicted model, not a curated record. Gene Ontology annotation, cellular component: cytosol. Lineage: Eukaryota; Metazoa; Chordata; Actinopteri; Salmoniformes; Salmonidae. Bases 97 to 783 code for a protein of 228 amino acids.